AUGCAUUCUUUUAUCUCCGUUCUUCUCCUUGCUGGUACUGUUGUCACAGCCUUCGUGCAUCCAGGCGCGCUUCAUACCAUCAAGGACUUCCAACGCAUUACCAAGCACGUUGCUGAUGGCAAUGAGCCCUGGAACACCACUUGGACUUUGCUGACUUCGAGCUCCUACGCUCAGUCAUCCUACAAGCCCAAUCCUCAGACAAUUGUGUACAGAGGAAACAACGGAGCGAACUCCGAGAAUUACUCGUAUCUGUACCGCGAUGCCGCCGCCGCAUACCAACUUGCCAUACGCUGGAAGAUCACAAAUGACAAAAGUUAUGCCGACGCUUCUGUCAAUAUCUUGGACAGCUGGGCGGCGACCAUCACUGGGAUCGACGGUACUAGUGACAAGUUCCUAGCCUCUGGCUUGUACGGCUACCAGUUGGCCAACGCAGCGGAGCUUCUGCGCAAUUACUCUGGCUGGUCCGAGACCAACAAGACUGCCACUGCCAACAUGUUGAAAAACGUUUUUGCGACCAUGAACAACCUCUUUUUGGAGGACCACAACGGCCAAGACUAUUACCAUUACUAUGCUAAUUGGGAUUUGUGCAAUCUUGCCUCGCUUAUCGCCAUUGGUAUAUUCACCGAUAAUAAAACAAUGUUUGAGAACGCAGUCAACUAUGUUAAAACUGGGCCUUCCAAUGGAGCUCUCCCUGUCUUUUCUAUUGCAAAUUUUACAGAGCCGGGCUCUGGGAAAGUACUCAUGCAGGGUCAGGAGGCCGGUCGCGAUCAGGGCCAUGCUACAUUGGACUUUGCGCUCUGGGGCGUUGUCGCGCAGCAAGCGUACAACCAGGGAGUUGACUUGUUUGCUACUUACAAAAACGAGAUUCUCAAUGGCGCUGAAUACGUUAGCAAGUACAACGUCGGUUAUGAUGUGCCCUACACCCCAUAUUUAAGCUACCAGGGCAACCAAACCGUUAUUUCCAACAGCUCGCGUGGAACUAUCCGUCCUGGCUUUGAGUUAUUGUCCGCUCAUUACGGCCAGCUCAAGGGGCUUCACUCUUCUUGGACUGACGCUUAUCGUAACUGGGUUAACAUCAACUCGACUAGCGGCGUUGAGGGUGGUGGUGGAAACUACGGUCCUAACUCGGGCGGCUUUGACGCCCUUGGUUUUGGUACUCUACUUUACCGUCUUUCUUAA
Penicillium subrubescens is the source of this 1179-nucleotide messenger RNA. Its product is annotated as putative GPI anchored protein. Gene Ontology annotation, molecular function: lyase activity. Bases 1 to 1179 code for a protein of 392 amino acids. The transcript is spliced from 2 exons. Lineage: Eukaryota; Fungi; Ascomycota; Eurotiomycetes; Eurotiales; Aspergillaceae. Gene Ontology annotation, cellular component: periplasmic space. The record is from RefSeq and is a predicted model, not a curated record.